Molecule: messenger RNA, 1922 nt
Organism: Vanrija pseudolonga
Lineage: Eukaryota; Fungi; Basidiomycota; Tremellomycetes; Trichosporonales; Trichosporonaceae
Exons: 3
Coding region: 134-1828 (564 amino acids)
Cellular component (GO): cytoplasm
Source: RefSeq, a predicted model, not a curated record
CACGACAUCAUCGUCCGUCUACUCUGCAUCGCCCACCUCGAACGCGAGUCAAUCAGUCCCAUCACACAAGCGCAGGACGCCUGAACGCCAGCCAGACUGGACAACCCUAGCCCAUACACACCAACCCACACGCAUGGAGCAGGCGCCAGCCCUCACAAUGUCGGACAAGACGCAGCCUCCUACUCGGGAGGCGACUCCGGGCCCCACGGCCGACGCCGCAGCGGCGGCCAAGCCUGCCGAUGCCGCCGCUGCGACUGAUGCUGCGCCGGCGACGGACGGUGGUGACGCGGCCACCACCGCUGCGCGCUCAUCCGCGGACACGAUCCGACCGGCGGAAGGCGCUGCGCCACGUACCCCGCUGAAUGGGCUCUAUUCCGGGUCCCUGGAGGAGGAGGUCGGACAGGUCAUGAAGGGCCUUGGGAGCUUUUGGGGCGGUCUGAAGAAGAAGUCGUGGUCCACCUACACGACGCUGAAAGAGGACGCCGAGAAGACGAUCGGGCAGCUGCAAGAAGAGGCCAAGCAGCUGUCCAAUACCAAGGUGGAGAUUGUGGCAAAGGACGAGGCCGAGUGGGAGGCUGAGCAGGCCGAAGAGGCCGAGAAGAAGCGGAUCAAGGCUGAGGUCGAGCGCGCACAGCGCGAGGCCGAGGCCGCCGUCAAGGACAAGGGCAAGGGCAAGGAGGUCGACGCGCCCUCCUCUCCCACCCGCACGACAGCCAUCCUUGACCGCCUCUCGACGUCCACUACGCAGUUCCAGUCGACUUUCCAGACGACAAUCAACAACACGCUCGCGGCGGCCAAGGCGAACCCCGCACUCGCCGACCCGGCGGCGCUGCGCGCCAAGCUCGCCGAGAACCUGCAUCUCUCCAGCGCGAGAGAAAACCUCACCCUUUCGUUCCAGCAGGCAGAGAAGCUCGCAGAGGAGUACCUCAAGAAGGGCGGAGCGCUGGUCAAGGACGUGCAGACAAAGGGCGGCGAGCUCGUCAAGGACGUGCAGACCAAGGGUGAGACGUGGGUCAAGGACGCCGAGCAGUGGGUCGAGGAGAACGUCAAGCUCGUCGCGCCGCCGGAAGAAGGCCAGACCUUUGUCUCCAUGGGCGGAUGGGACGGCGGCGACUUCUACUCGUUCUCGACAAGCUCGCCGACGACCGAGACGGAGAGCCGCACCCCGCGCGCGAGCCUGUCCUCGGCCGCGAUCGCCGGCUCGCGCAAGGAGGCGCUCCUCCGCCGUCUCCGCGAGGACAAGGACCUGCUCAUGGUCGACCCUGCUGGCGAGGCAGAGACGCAGGAGAGACGCGACGAGUUCGCCAACUGGGUCAGGGACAGCUGGCCGACGGCGCAGACGGCGGGCCGCGAGGCCGAGGAGGUCCACGUCCGCGCUAUCCGCAUGGCCCUCGUGCCCGAGGUGCUUGCCGACGAGCAGUUCUGGCAGAGGUACCUCUUCCACCGGGACAUGAUCGAGGCGGCCGACACGAAGCGCAAGCUGCUGCUGCAGGCCUCGCAGGAGCAGGAGUCCAACGACGACUUCAACUGGGACGACGAGGACGACGACGACGAGUCCAAGGCGUCCGAGAAGGAGAAGCCCGCGCGCCCCGAGAGCGCCACGCCGACCGACAAGGGCGCCAAGACGCCCGCUGCUGCUGCUGCUGCGGCGGCGGACACGCCCGUUGCCGCCAAGGCCGCCGUGCCCGCCGCCGUUGUGCCCGCCGCCCCCGCGUCCAAGUCGUCGGCCGGCACCUCGCCUCGCGACUCGGAGGAGAGCUUUGACGUCGUGUCGGACCCGCGGACGGCGACGGCCACCGAGGACGAUGACGACUCGGACUGGGAGUAGCCAGCCACUGAACACUUUUUCUUCAUUCCAGCCGCAGGCAGCUGCUGUAGAUAUUGUUCCAUAUCAUUUGUUUGCAGAUGUAUUAAGUAUUGUA